Messenger RNA from Cornus florida, 1020 nucleotides. RefSeq names its product zinc finger BED domain-containing protein RICESLEEPER 2-like. The record is from RefSeq and is a predicted model, not a curated record. The transcript is spliced from 3 exons. NCBI's taxonomy places the organism in Eukaryota, Viridiplantae, Streptophyta, Magnoliopsida, Cornales, Cornaceae. Bases 1 to 1020 code for a protein of 339 amino acids. Gene Ontology annotation, molecular function: protein dimerization activity.
AUGACAACUGCAGAAAAUUCUAAUGUUCCAAGGCCUGAAGUUACUGCUGCUGGCACCAAUGAUGAUGAUUUAAACACGCAGGGUAAGGAAAUUGGUCGUGCAGUUGAGACUUGUUUGCUUGAUUGGGGUAUAGACAAAUUGUGUACACUCACGGUUGAUAAUGCUAGUUCAAAUGAUCUUGCGGUUGCAUAUUUGAAAGAAAAGAAGCUUGCUAGGAAUGUUGGCUCUUUCCUUUUAGGUGGUGAAUGUUUUCAUAUGAGGUGUUGUGCACAUAUAUUGAAUUUGAUUCUGAAAGAUGGUUUGAGUGAUGUAAAUGGUUCAAUAGUUCGAAUUCGUGAGGCUGUGAAGUAUGUUAGGAGUUCUCCACAACGGGGAGAGCGUUUUCAAGCAUGUGUGAAGAGGGAGAAUAUAACAUUUAAGUCACAUUUGUGCCUAGAUGUUUCAACUAGAUGGAAUUCCACAUACCUUAUGUUAGAGGUGGCCGUAAAGUUUCAAAAGGCUUUUGAAAGGAAGAAGGUAAUAGAUACAUUCAACUGCAUUUUUAGUGAAUGUGCAAAGUUUCAUGCAUUUACUUCAAGCUCUAGUGGAACAAGUAAUAUUGCAAAUGAAGUGAGAGUUGAUGAUGGAAAUGUAGAAGAUGAUUUUUCCUCUUUGUACAAGAAGCACAAGAUACAAGAAGAAAGUUCUACUCCUAAGUCGGAAGUGGAAAAAUAUUUGGAGGAAGCUUGUGAAGAUGUUCCAGAAUUUGACAUCUUGAAUUGGUGGAAGGUGAACGGAAGUAGGUAUAAAAUACUUUCAGAAAUUGCAAGAGAUAUUCUAGCUGUUCCAGUCUCUACUGUUGCUUCGGAGUCCGCUUUUAGCACUGGAGGUCGUGUGCUUGAUCAAUUCCGUAGUUCUUUAACUCCAAAGCUUGCGGAAUGCUUAAUUUGUACACAAGAUUGGUUACGGGCUUCACCAAUACCAAUUGAUGUUGAAGAAAAGUUGGACGAACUUGAACAAUACGACUCUGGUAAAUGUUAA